CUUGCUUUGACCUUGUUCUACUUGUCUUAAUCCGUUCAAGAUCCAUACAGCCGAUGUUGACGGCCAUCAGCAGAAACGCCCAAUCCAGGUUCUGACUAAGAUCUUCCGUGCCUGACUAAAGGCCAGCUUGCCUCAAUCGGAUCUUUGUCAAUACUAACGCCCGACGCGCCCCUGUUUUCAUUCAUACCUCGACCCUCUCCUCUCUUGGUCUUCUGUCCGUUCUACUUCCCCUGAUAGAGCCACCGUAUUAUGCCUCUCCGGUAAUUUCUAUAACCGCCGGAUCCAUGAAGUCCAAAGGUCGUACGCUCAACAAGCGUCGCUCGAAACCGUCUCUCACACUCGCCACCGGUCGCGACGGCCAGGCGCAUGACGAGAUGAACAACAACAUCGAGAUGCGGAAGAGGGAGACCUCCAGCGAGUCGUCCGCCAGUCGCGCCGACCGCGUGAUGGCAGGCUCCAGCUUCUCCCUCGACCAAGACCCCCCCAUCACCCCCCAGACCCCCGCCAUGACCACCACCAGUUUCUCCAGCCUGCCGGCCGCCGAUCGCCGCAAUUUCCUGCUGCUCUGCGUGCUGUACUUCCUCCAAGGCGUGCCCAUGGGCCUCGCCACCGGCUCCGUUCCCUUCCUCCUGAAACCCUACCUGUCUUACGGCCAGAUCGGCGUCUUCUCGCUCGCCUCGUACCCGUACUCGCUGAAGCUCCUCUGGAGCCCGAUCGUGGACGCCGUCUGGAGCCGUCGCUUCGGUCGCCGCAAGAGUUGGAUUACCCCGAUCCAGGUCAUCGCCGGUCUGGCCAUGAUCUACCUGGGUGGACGGAUUGAGGAGAUGAUGAAGGCGGCGGGCGCCAACGGCGGCGCGGGCGUCUGGAACUUCACCUACUGGUGGUUCCUGCUGGUGCUGUUCUGCGCCACGCAGGAUAUCGCGGUAGACGGGUGGGCGAUCACGCUCAUGUCGCCGCCCAACAUCUCGUACGCGUCGACGGCGCAGACGGUGGGAUUGACCGCAGGCCAUUUCCUGUCUUACACGGUGUUCCUGGCCUUCAACUCGGCCGACUUUGCGAACCGCUGGUUCCGCGCCGAGCCGGCGGAGGGCGGCUUGCUCUCCCUGGGCGGGUACCUGACUUUCUGGGGGUGGAUGUACCUGCUGGUGACGGUGGGACUGGCGCUGCUGAAGAAGGAAGACCGGAGCCCGGAGCGCGACAGCAUAAUGGACGUGUACCGCAGUAUGUGGAGCGUGCUGAAGCUGAAGAACAUCCAGACGAUCAUCCUGGUGCAUCUGAUCGCCAAGAUCGGGUUCCAGGCCAACGACGGGGUGACGAGCCUCAAGCUGUUGGACAAGGGCUUCGGGCAGGACAACAUGGCGCUGGUCGUGUUGAUCGACUUCCCGUUUGAGAUCAUGCUGGGCUACUACGCCGGCAAGUGGUCGACCGAGUACACGCCCAUGCGGCUGUGGUGUUGGGCGUUUAUAGGGCGUCUGGCGGCAGCCGUGAUGGCCCAGAUCACGGUGAUGAUCUACCCGGCCGCGUCGGAGGUGCCGUUCUGGUACCUGCUGACGGUGAUUGGCGAGCAUGUCAUCUCGACGUUCAUGAACACGGUCAUGUUCGUAGCGGUGUCAGCAUUCCACGCGCGGAUUGCCGACCCGGCCAUUGGAGGGACCUACAUGACGAUGCUAGCAACCGUCUCCAACCUGGGCGGUACAUUCCCCCGCUACUUCAUCCUGAAACUAGUCGACAUGUUCACGGAAGCCACCUGCACACCACCCAGCGUAGCGCCACCCGCCGACAAGCUGAAGGGCGACCUAGUGACGAGCAGCUUCUCGUGCGCGCUGGAGCCGGAGCGCGUGCGGUGCCAGAACGGCGGCGGGACGUGCACCACGAUCCACGACGGCUACUACACGACCAACAUCCUGUGCGUGGUGGUCGGCGUGGUGACGUUCUUCCUGUUUAUCCGCCCGGCGGUGGGCAAGCUGCAGGCGCUGCCGUUGCGGGCGUGGCGGUUGGUGGGAGAGAGGUCAUAGAUAGAUCUUGCUUAGG
This is a messenger RNA of Aspergillus candidus, 2031 nucleotides long. RefSeq names its product SD08430p. Gene Ontology annotation, cellular component: membrane. Gene Ontology annotation, molecular function: acetyl-CoA transmembrane transporter activity. The coding region runs from base 285 to 2015 and encodes 576 amino acids. The transcript is spliced from 2 exons. The record is from RefSeq and is a predicted model, not a curated record. NCBI's taxonomy places the organism in Eukaryota, Fungi, Ascomycota, Eurotiomycetes, Eurotiales, Aspergillaceae.